This is a messenger RNA of Dracunculus medinensis (Guinea worm), 324 nucleotides long. Lineage: Eukaryota; Metazoa; Nematoda; Chromadorea; Rhabditida; Dracunculidae. The record is from the annotation of a GenBank genome assembly.
AUGCAUGAUAAGGGUGAUGAUGCCGAAAACUUGCUUAGUAUUCCUAAUAUACUCAAAAAAUUGCAUUCUUCAAAGUUUCAAGAUCAUGGAGAUUUGAUGAAUUUGAUUUUUGAAGCGAGUGGUGUCAGUGAACAGUUGCAGAAAGCAAAGGCAAGAGGCAUUGAUGGUCAACCGUUAUAUUUCAGUAAGGAGAAUGUCACUGAGUUGUUUGGUGAUUUUGAAAGGCGCAAAAUUGAAACAUUCGAAAAAUUGCACAAAACAUUUACACCUAAGCAGGCAACUUUUUCAUCUUUUCUUAUUUUAAUCCCUCAAUUUUUAAAUUAA